UUUCCAUUGCCACAACAACCCUAAACAAGCUCUUUCUUUUCAUUUUACCAUCAACCCUCUCUCUCUCUCUUUAUCCCUUUUUUUCUCUUGCUAGGGUAGGAGCCCAGUUGCUUCCCCCUUUUUGAGGGAAAAAUUUUAUAUUUUGCCAAGCUUACAAAGAAUAAAAUGUUUUAAGAUUAUAAUAAAAGUAGGUAAAAGCCCACCACCAACAUCAUAAACCUUUCAAGUUGUUCUAGGAUUGAUCAAACAAAGAUUCAAAAGAAACCUGAAAGCAAACAAAGAGGUCACUCUAUAUAUUUGUAGCCCUACUAUUCUUUUCCUCUUCCCCUAUAUAACAUCUUCCCUAUCAUUAUUAUUCAUUCUCCAUCUUCCUCAAAAUCAAUUCCUCUCUCUCUCUCUCUCUCUCUCUCUCUCUCUCCUCUAUAACAAAAAGUUCAUGGCAAUUCUUGAACCCUAGCUAUCUAAAACUUCUAUUCUAAUACCUUUGGUCAAAUACUUUUUGGGUUAUGAUCAUUUCUUGAUUUCCUCAUCAGAUAUAGUAACACCUCAUCUGCAACUGAUCAUGCGAUAUCUUAUCAAAUCCAUGAUUAAAUCUUUCAGUUAACAAGCUCUUUUUAUGAUUCUUGAUUAUUAAUUACUCUGUAUUCCUUUCUUUCUUUCUUUUAGAGCAACAAGCCCAUUCAAGAAUCAAGAUCACCACCGAUACAAAAUAUCCAAGAUUGCGGCUUAAUCCCACUUUCAAGAAAUGGACUCACUUCAAGAAUUUGACUCCACAACACCAACUCUUCCACUGACAAUCACCACAAGCCCCACUACCAUCACCAGUGCUGUCUCUUCCUCAUCCACUUCCACUCUCAGCCGUUAUGAGAACCAAAAGCGCCGAGACUGGAACACCUUUGGCCAAUACCUCCGGAACCACAGGCCACCACUCUCACUGUCCAGAUGCAGUGGAGCUCAUGUUCUUGAGUUCUUGCGUUACUUAGACCAGUUUGGGAAAACCAAAGUCCAUACUCAACUCUGCCCUUUCUUUGGACAUCCAAACCCACCUGCUCCUUGCCCUUGUCCUCUUCGCCAAGCCUGGGGUAGCCUCGAUGCUCUCAUUGGCAGACUUCGUGCCGCCUUUGAAGAACAUGGAGGUAAGCCAGAGAAUAAUCCUUUCGGAGCUCGUGCUGUCAGGCUUUAUCUACGUGAAGUUAGAGAUUCACAAGCUAAAGCUAGAGGGAUUAGCUAUGAGAAGAAGAAGAGAAAGAGACCACCACAGCAGCCGCAGCAGCAGCAGCAGAGUCCUGCAUUACUCAUGGCUCCGCAGCUUCCGCCACCACCACAAACAGCAGCAGCAGCCACUACCGGUGCGAGGGAUGAUCAGUAAGAAAGUUACCACUACUGCCGAUUUCAAUUAACGAAUGAUGAUAAUUAAAUCAGAACUCAUUAGAAGUCUCUUGCUAUGAUUUUAUUAUUUGCGAUAUAAAACUGAAAACGGGUACUACUUAUUUGUUAGAUUAAUUUCAUCAUCUGUAUUGCAUCAUAUAUGUAUGAUCAGAAAGAAAACUUUGUAGAUUGCUGUAGGUAAGUAAUGGAUGGAUUAUGAUUAUAUUAAGAAGUUAUAUUAUUCUACUAUUGAAA
Messenger RNA from Ricinus communis (castor bean), 1623 nucleotides. Its product is annotated as protein LIGHT-DEPENDENT SHORT HYPOCOTYLS 4. The record is from RefSeq and is a predicted model, not a curated record. Gene Ontology annotation, cellular component: nucleus. Gene Ontology annotation, biological process: response to light stimulus; mRNA transcription. The transcript has a single exon. Bases 746 to 1369 code for a protein of 207 amino acids. Lineage: Eukaryota; Viridiplantae; Streptophyta; Magnoliopsida; Malpighiales; Euphorbiaceae.